Molecule: messenger RNA, 306 nt
Organism: Cyclocybe aegerita
Lineage: Eukaryota; Fungi; Basidiomycota; Agaricomycetes; Agaricales; Hemipholiotaceae
Source: the annotation of a GenBank genome assembly
AUGUUUCAAAACUCAAGUGAGGACAACAACCGCCCCAUCGACCUCAUCAGGAUCGGGAGCGGCACCUUCGGUAUUGUCUACAUGAAUACGGCAACUCCCGAAGUAUACAAGAAAUGUCGCUCUGCUCACAACUGCACGAUAUUAGCAGAAGAAUAUCGCCAUACGAAGCUCAUCAGCGACGCCCUUCGAGCAUCUGGCAACACGAUCCUGUCUCCCACUCCCAUCGAAUUCUAUAGCCACGACGACGCUACAUUCUGGGACGACCCCACCUUCGUUUUUCCAUCAGGAGAUGCGCCUUCUCCAUGA